Molecule: messenger RNA, 504 nt
Organism: Maudiozyma saulgeensis
Lineage: Eukaryota; Fungi; Ascomycota; Saccharomycetes; Saccharomycetales; Saccharomycetaceae
Source: the annotation of a GenBank genome assembly
AUGGAUGCCCACACUACAAUAGAUAGUUUUCUUAAGGGCCUGUUAACUACUAACAUACUUUCAUUAACGGAUUUCCAAAAUUUAAUCAAGAACGAUCAUAGAUUCAAUCAACUUUCUGAUGAUAGUAUAGAGAAAUUUUACAACUUAUAUAAAGCAAAGGAUAUUACGUAUGGGAAUGACUUACGUCGGAAUAUUAACCAACUUGUUGAGCCAUUAAGGGAAACCAAUCUGGAGGACCUAAAGCAGAAUCAAUCUAAUAGUUCAUAUUCUUUGGAAGAUAUGAUUAUUGGAUUGUAUAAAGUUGGAGCACUAUUGGAAACUAGAACUAAUGUUAUAAACGGAAGAAUUGAAGAAGAAAUAGAAGUACUUAAAGGAUUUUAUAAAGUUGCUGGUGUUGACUCAAAUUCAAUACCAUCAAAUAGAAAUAUAUUACAAAUGUUAGAAAAUUAUAGAUGUAUUCUUGAAGAGUUGGAUGACAAAGACACUCAACAACAAGUUGACUGA